CCAGUUCUAGGAGCAAAGGGACUGGGAUCGCAUGAUCGGGGUCAACCUCAGCGGGGUCAUGUACUGCAUGCGUGCUCAGCUUCCGCAUCUCCCGAAGCCCGGCGGCUCGAUCGUCAACGUUGCCAGCACUGCGGGCAUCCACGGCCUGCCGAAAAGCGCGGCGUAUUCGUCCAGCAAGCAUGGAGUCAUCGGAUUGACGGCAUCCGCUGCAGGCGAGUAUGGAAGGGCCGGCGUGAGGAUCAAUGCUCUGCUUCCGUGCGUGUGACAACGAUUAAAAAAAUUAUUGGCGAAUGA
Rasamsonia emersonii CBS 393.64 is the source of this 294-nucleotide messenger RNA. RefSeq lists its product as uncharacterized. The transcript has a single exon. The record is from RefSeq and is a predicted model, not a curated record. Lineage: Eukaryota; Fungi; Ascomycota; Eurotiomycetes; Eurotiales; Trichocomaceae. The annotation marks the transcript as partial.